This is a messenger RNA of Marmota monax (woodchuck), 3378 nucleotides long. RefSeq names its product MAP7 domain containing 1 (gene Map7d1). Gene Ontology annotation, biological process: microtubule cytoskeleton organization. Gene Ontology annotation, cellular component: microtubule cytoskeleton. The record is from RefSeq and is a predicted model, not a curated record. Lineage: Eukaryota; Metazoa; Chordata; Mammalia; Rodentia; Sciuridae. The coding region runs from base 266 to 2794 and encodes 842 amino acids. The transcript has 17 exons.
GGCGGUACAAUAGGGUUGGGCCGUGGCCGGGACUGGGCCAGCGCCGGGCACAGAGCAGGAUCUCGGCCGGAACCCACAGACAGUGGGCGGCCGGCGACCCCGAACCUCGCAGGCCACCAGCCUCGACUUUCCCGGAGCGUCGCCGCCUCCGAGUCGUUGCCCGCCUGGCGGGCCCGGCGUGAUGCUCCGCGGGACCACUGUCCUGGCUUCGGGCCGCCGCCGUCGCCGCCGCUGAGACCCCAAGACCCCCAGUGACGCCGCAGCCAUGGAGAGCGGCCCGCACGCGGAGCCGGGUCCCGGUGCACCCCCAGCUAUGAUAGCCAGAAUCCCCCCAGAGCCAAGACCUUCUCCAGAAGGAGACCCUUCACCCCCACCACCGCCACCACCAAUGUCAGCCCUGGUCCCAGACACUCCCCCGGACACCCCUCCUGCCAUGAAGAAUGCCUCUAGCCCUAAACAGCUCCCAGUGGGACCAGAGAGUCCACCAGGGCAGGUGAUGCCUAGGCCAGCCCCCCUGCAAGAAGAAUUCCCUUCUUCAGAAGCAAAAAGCAGGGGACCCACCCCACCAGCCACAGGCCCACAGGAUGCCAGGCCUUCUCGAAGGAGCAGCCAGCCAUCCCCAACUGCAGUGCCAGCCUCCGACAGCCCCCCCACCAAGCAAGAUGUAAAGAAGUCGGGAGAGAGACACAAGCUGGCAAAGGAGCGGCGAGAAGAGCGGGCCAAGUACCUGGCGGCCAAGAAGGCAGUGUGGCUGGAGAAGGAGGAGAAGGCCAAGGCCCUGCGGGAGAAGCAGCUCCAGGAGCGCCGUCGGCGGUUGGAGGAACAGCGACUUAAAGCUGAGCAACGCCGAGCUGCCCUGGAGGAGCGACAGCGGCAGAAGCUGGAGAAAAACAAGGAGCGCUAUGAAGCAGCCAUCCAGCGGUCAGUGAAGAAGACGUGGGCUGAAAUCCGGCAGCAGCGCUGGUCCUGGGCAGGGGCCCUGCACCACAGCUCCCCAGGACAUAAGACCAGUGGGAGCAGGUGCUCCGUGUCGGCAGUAAACCUGCCCAAACACGUGGACUCUAUAAUCAACAAGCGGCUCUCAAAGUCCUCUGCCACGCUCUGGAACUCCCCCAGUAGAAAUCGCAGCCUGCAGCUGAGUGCAUGGGAGAGCAGCAUAGUGGAUCGUCUGAUGACGCCCACCCUCUCUUUCCUGGCUCGGAGUCGCAGUGCGGUCACUUUGCCCCGCAACGGCCGUGACCAGGGUAGGGGCAGCGGCUCUGGGAGACACCCCACGAGGGGCCGGGCAGGGGCCCGCCUCGCGCCUGGGCCGCACCCCGACCGCACUCAUACCUCCGCAGCCGUGCCCGUUUGCCCGCGCUCGGCCUCCGCCAGCCCCCUGACACCGCCGUGCAGCGCCCCCCGGAGCGUGCACCGCUGCACCCCGGCUGGGGAGCGCGGAGAGCGGCGCAAGCCCAGCGCCGGGGGCAGCCCCGCUCCGGUUCGCCGUCGGCCAGAGGCCUCUCCGGUGCAGAAAAAGGAGAAGAAGGACAAGGAGAGGGAAAACGAGAAGGAAAAGAGUGCCCUGGCCCGGGAGCGUAGCCUCAAAAAGCGCCAGUCGCUACCUGCAACUGUGCGGCCACGUCUCUCUGCUGGCACCACCUCUGAGCUCAGCUCCAAGUCCAAGGCCCGGCCAUCCUCUCCCUCCUGGCACAGGCCUGCCUCCCCCUGCCCCAGCCCAGGGCCAGGACACACUCUGCCCCCGAAACCACCGUCCCCCAGAGGCAUCACCGCAUCACCUAAGGGGCGGGUUCGGAGGAAGGAGGAGGCAAAGGAGAGCCCCAGCACAGCAGGGCCAGAGGACAAGAACCAGAGCAAGAGCAGGGCAAGUGAUGAGAAGGAGCCAGCAGCUCCAGCCUCACCAGCACCCUCACCUGUGCCCUCGCCCACCCCUGCCCAGCCCCAGAAGGAGCAACCCACAGCAGAGAUCCCUGCAGGUACUGCUGUCCUGACCUCACCCCCAGCGCCGGCUCCCCCAGUGACCCCUAGCAAACCCAUGGCUGGCACCACAGACCGAGAAGAAGCCACUCGACUCCUGGCUGAGAAAAGGCGCCAGGCCCGGGAGCAGCGGGAGCGCGAGGAACAAGAACGGAAGCUGCAGGCAGAAAGGGACAAAAGAAUGAGGGAGGAGCAGCUGGCGCGGGAGGCCGAGGCCCGGGCACAGCGAGAGGCCGAGGCCCAGAGGCGGGAGGAGCAGGAGGCCCGAGAGAAGGCGCAGGCGGAGCAGGAGGAGCAAGAGCGGCUGCAGAAGCAGAAAGAGGAGGCCGAAGCCCGGUCCCGGGAAGAAGCAGAAAGGCAGCGUCUGGAGCGGGAAAAGCACUUCCAGCGAGAGGAACAGGAGAGGCAAGAGCGCAGAAAGCGUCUGGAGGAGAUAAUGAAGAGGACUCGGAAGUCAGAAGUUGCUGAAACCAAGCAGAAACAGGACAGAAAGGAGGCAAAAGCCAACAAUUCUGACCCAGAUUCUGUGAAAGUUGUAGAGGCUCGACCCUCAGGGUUGCAGAAGGAAGCUGUGCAGAAAGAGGAGCCAGCUCCCCAGGAGCCACAGUGGAGCCUGCCAAGCAAGGAGCUACCUGGGUCCCUGGUAAAUGGCCUGCAGCCUCUUCCAGCACACCAAGAGAAUGGCUUCUCCCCCAAGGGACCUUCUGGGGACAAGAGUCUGGGUCGAACACCAGAGGCAAUCCUGCCCUUUGCAGAAGCAGAAGCCUUCCUCAAGAAAGCUGUGGUGCAGCCUCCACAGGUCACAGAAGUCCUUUAAGGGGUUGCCUUGGAUCCAGACAUGGCUGUGAGGGCUCCUCUGCGUCAUCUACCAGGAUGUCUGGAGGAGAAAGAGACAGAACACAGAUGGAAGUGGCCUGGGCCCCUGGGGGUGGGUCCUCUCUGUUGUUAAUCUGCACCUUAUAGACUGAUGUCUCUUUGGCUGGAGCCAGACCCUGCCCCUCAGUGCAUUCAUGUGCUCACACGCGCAGACACCCCCCAUACACACACAUACACUCACAGCCUCUCUGGCCUCCCCCCUGGGGCAGGGCCAUCUGUAGUAUUUGCCUUGGUUUGGUGGGGUACAGUGGAUGUGAAUACUGUAAAUAGCUUGUGCUCAGAUGCCUCUGUGUGGAGGGGGCAGGUGCAGGAGGCAAACCCUCCUUCCAAUGCUCCCUGGGGAGAUCUUCCUCUCUCUAUUUAACUGUAACUGAGGGAGAAUCCAGGCCUGGGAAUGGGGGGACACCUUGGGCCACAGGAUACUGGUUGCUUCAGGGGAACCCAUUCCCCCACCCUCGCCUGGAAUCAGUGUUAUUGCAUCUGAUCAAACUUCUCCAGAAAUAAAGUGAGAAUAAUUCUGCCAAA